This is a messenger RNA of Gorilla gorilla gorilla (western lowland gorilla), 9913 nucleotides long. It is a transcript of the gene DENND4C, whose product is annotated as DENN domain containing 4C. Gene Ontology annotation, biological process: regulation of Rab protein signal transduction. NCBI's taxonomy places the organism in Eukaryota, Metazoa, Chordata, Mammalia, Primates, Hominidae. Bases 386 to 6115 code for a protein of 1909 amino acids. Gene Ontology annotation, cellular component: cytoplasmic vesicle. Gene Ontology annotation, molecular function: protein binding. The transcript is spliced from 32 exons. The record is from RefSeq and is a predicted model, not a curated record.
GUGCUGUUUUGUGGAAAGGGGCGGAAGGCGGGGGAGAAAAAAGGAACAGAAACAUGGCGGUCAGGUCUUGGGACGGCGGCGCCGCGGGCAGCUCCUAGGCGACGCGCCGCCCGCACUGUCCGACGGCUCACAGCGCGGAGGCACCCGCGCGGGCCAGCGCUCCGGCCAUUGCCCCUGGCUGUAGGCGGCGCCCCUCGGAGACCCUGCCCGCGAGGCCGCGCAGGCGCAGACCGGACCGAGGCGGCGGUGGCCGCUGGAGCUAGUCCCCCGCCCUGCCCUGCCGAGCGCGCCCAGGCCGCGAAUCCGGUGCUUUCUUGCCCCAGGAAGAAGCCGUGUCGGGGUUGCGCUGACAGAGGAGCAGGCAGCAGAAAAUACAGUAGCAGCCAUGAUAGAAGACAAAGGACCAAGAGUGACAGACUACUUUGUCGUAGCUGGUCUCACUGACACAUCUACUCUUUUGGAUCAAGAAAUAAAUCGUUUAGAUACUAAGUCAACUGGACCUAAAGCUCCAAUUACAGACAUUGCCAUUAUUAUCAAAUCAGCUGGAGAAACAGUACCUGAAGGUUACACCUGUGUAGAAGCCACUCCAUCAGCUCUCCAAGCAAACUUGAACUAUGGAAGUCUGAAAAGCCCAGAACUUUUCCUCUGUUAUAAGAGAGGGAGAGAUAAACCACCGCUUACAGAUAUUGGAGUUCUAUAUGAAGGGAAAGAACGGCUUAUUCCAGGAUGUGAAGUGAUCCUAGCCACACCCUAUGGUCGCUGUGCCAAUGUCAACAAUAGUUCAACUACUUCACAAAGAAUCUUUAUCACUUAUCGAAGGGCUCCUCCAGUUCGACCCCAGAAUUCCUUGGCUGUAACUGAUAUCUGUGUUAUUGUAACCAGUAAAGGAGAAACUCCUCCUCAUACCUUCUGCAAAGUUGACAAAAACUUAAAUUGUGGAAUGUGGGGUUCCAGCGUGUUUCUGUGUUAUAAGAAGUCUGUACCUGCUUCAAAUGCAAUAGCAUAUAAGGCUGGUUUAAUUUUUAGAUAUCCAGAAGAGGACUAUGAGUCAUUUCCACUCUCAGAAUCAGAUGUACCUCUUUUCUGCCUUCCUAUGGGAGCUACUAUUGAGUGCUGGGAUCCUGAAACCAAAUAUCCACUUCCAGUUUUUUCAACUUUUGUCUUGACAGGUUCUUCAGCCAAAAAGGUAUAUGGAGCUGCCAUUCAGUUUUAUGAACCUUACUCUCGGGAACUUCUAUCAGAGAAACAGCUUAUGCACCUGGGCUUGUUGACGCCUGUGGAGAGAAAAAUGGUCUCCAAAUCCAUCAAUACAAACAAAUGCAUUUGUUUACUCUCACACUGGCCUUUUUUUGAAGCUUUUAGGAAAUUUCUUAUGUUUAUCUACAAACUUUCUGUGUCUGGACCACAUCCUCUUCCCAUUGAAAAGCACAUUUCACAUUUUAUGCAAAACAUCCCUUUUCCUUCACCACAAAGACCGAGAAUCCUUGUCCAGCUGUCAGUCCAUGAUGCAUUAAUAUUAUCACAGCCAGUUUCUACACCUUUACCACUAAGUGGAGCCAACUUUAGCACCUUGCUAAUGAAUCUGGGUCCUGAGAAUUGUGCAACACUGCUGCUCUUUGUUUUACUUGAGAGUAAAAUUCUGCUGCAUUCUCUUAGGCCAGCUGUCUUGACUGGGGUAGCCGAAGCUGUUGUAGCUAUGAUCUUUCCAUUUCAGUGGCAAUGCCCAUAUAUUCCCCUUUGUCCUCUUUCACUGGCUGCAGUGCUUAGUGCACCUUUACCAUUUAUAGUUGGAGUUGACUCAAGGUAUUUUGAUCUUCAUGACCCACCACAAGAUGUUGUUUGCAUUGACUUGGAUACGAACAUGUUAUAUGUAUCAGAUGAAAAGAAGAACAUGAACUGGAAGCAACUUCCCAAAAAGCCGUGCAAAAAUCUACUUAGCACCUUAAAGAAAUUGUAUCCCCAGCUGUCUUCAGUUCACCGAAAAACUCAAGAAGGCUCAGCGAUUGACAUGACUCCAAUUGAAGCAGAUUUCUCCUGGCAAAAGAAGAUGACACAGCUUGAGAUGGAAAUUCAAGAGGCAUUUUUGCGCUUUAUGGCGUCUAUUUUAAAAGGAUAUAGAACAUAUCUCAGACCAAUCACAGAGGCUCCUUCAAAUAAAGCCACAGCUGCUGAUUCAUUGUUUGACCGACAGGGGUUUUUAAAAAGUCGAGAUCGUGCCUAUGCAAAAUUCUAUACCCUUUUAUCCAAAACACAGAUUUUUAUUCGUUUCAUUGAAGAAUGCAGUUUUGUAAGUGAUAAAGAUACUGGAUUAGCAUUUUUUGAUGACUGCAUAGAAAAGUUGUUUCCUGAUAAAGGCACAGAGAAAACAGAUAAGGUUGAUUUUGAUUCAGCAGAAGAUACCAGAUUGAUAGAACUAGAUGAUUCACAGAAAAGUGAGCAUACUGUAUUUAUAAUGCCGCCAGAGCCACCUCCUGAUGAUGGAAAGGACCUGUCACCAAAGUACAGUUACAAAUACUUUCCAAGACUGGACCUUAAGCUUUUUGACAGACCGCAGGAGUUGAAACUUUGUUUUAGUAGACACCCUACUGGGAAUAGCAUUACAAAGAGUCCAGCUCUCAUGGCUAAGAGAACUAAACAGGAAAUAAAAACAGCUCAUAAAUUGGCGAAGAGAUGUUAUACAAAUCCACCACAGUGGGCCAAGUGUCUGUUUAGUCAUUGUUACAGUUUAUGGUUUAUUUGUCUUCCGGCCUAUGUUAGAGUUUCUCAUCCUAAAGUCAGAGCACUUCAGCAGGCAUAUGAUGUACUUAUUAAGAUGAGGAAAACAGAUGUGGAUCCCUUAGAUGAGGUGUGCUAUCGAGUAGUGAUGCAGCUUUGUGGACUUUGGGGUCAUCCUGUUUUAGCAGUGAGAGUCUUAUUUGAAAUGAAAACUGCUAGGAUAAAGCCUAAUGCUAUUACUUAUGGUUAUUAUAAUAAGGUAGUCUUGGAGAGCCCGUGGCCUAGCAGUACCCGCAGUGGUAUUUUCUUAUGGACGAAGGUACGGAAUGUGGUACAUGGCUUGGCACAGUUUAGGCAGCCGCUUAAAAAGACUGUGCAAAGGUCACAGGUCUCCUCAAUAUCAGGUGGUCAGUCUGACCAAGGAUAUGGGUCUAAGGAUGAACUUAUAAAGGAUGAUGCAGAAAUUCAUGUGCCUGAAGAACAGGCAGCAAGAGAAUUGAUAACUAAAACAAAAAUUCAAACAGAAGAGGUGUGUGAUGCCUCUGCUAUUGUGGCAAAACAUUCACAACCUAGUCCAGAGCCUCACAGUCCUACUGAACCUCCUGCAUGGGGCAGCAGUAUUGUGAAAGUUCCGUCUGGUAUAUUUGAUAUUAACAGCAGGAAAAGUAGCACUGGUAGUAUAUCAAAUGUGCUGUUUUCUACUCAAGAUCCAGUUGAAGAUGCAGUCUUUGGCGAAGCUACUAAUCUCAAGAAGAAUGGUGAUAGAGGAGAAAAAAGACAAAAGCAUUUUCCUGAGAGGAGUUGUAGUUUUAGUUCUGAAAGUCGAGCAGGAAUGUUGCUUAAGAAGAGUAGUUUGGAUUCGAAUUCAAGUGAAAUGGCUAUCAUGAUGGGAGCAGAUGCCAAGAUUCUCACAGCAGCAUUGACAUGUCCUAAGACUUCUCUACUUCAUAUUGCAAGAACCCAUAGCUUUGAGAAUGUUAGCUGCCACCUACCUGAUAGUAGGACUUGUAUGUCUGAAAGCACUUGGAAUCCUGAGCACAGAUCAUCUCCGGUGCCAGAGAUGCUUGAGGAAAGCCAAGAACUCCUUGAGCCUGUGGUUGAUGAUGUACCUAAAACUACUGCAACAGUAGAUACAUAUGAGAGUCUACUAAGUGAUAGUAACAGUAAUCAGUCCAGAGACUUGAAAACAGUAUCCAAAGAUCUGAGGAAUAAGAGAAGUAGUUUAUAUGGUAUUGCUAAGGUGGUUGAGAGGGAAGAUGUUGAAACUGGACUAGAUCCUUUGUCUCUUUUAGCCACUGAAUGUACAGGAGGAAAAACUCCUGAUUCUGAAGAUAAGUUGUUUUCUCCAGUUAUUGCACGUAAUCUGGCUGAUGAAAUAGAAAGCUAUAUGAACCUAAAAAGUCCCCUAGGUAGUAAAUCUUCUAGUAUGGAAUUACACAAAGAGGAAAACAGAGAGUCUGGCAUGACUACUGCAUUUAUUCAUGCUCUAGAGAGGAGAUCAAGCCUACCUUUAGAUCAUGGUUCACCAGCACAGGAAAAUCCUGAAAGUGAAAAGAGCUCACCUGCAGUGUCCAGGUCUAAAACUUUUACUGGGCGUUUCAAGCAGCAUCCCCCCUCUCGAACUCAUAAAGAACGUUCAACUUCUUUGUCAGCACUGGUGCGUUCUUCGCCACAUGGCUCGUUGGGUUCUGUAGUCAAUUCUUUGUCAGGGCUAAAGCUGGAUAAUAUACUCUCAGGGCCCAAGAUAGAUGUCCUGAAAUCUGGUAUGAAACAAGCAGCGACAGUAGCCAGUAAGAUGUGGGUAGCUGUUGCGUCUGCCUACAGCUACUCAGAUGAUGAGGAAGAAACUAAUAGAGACUACAGCUUCCCAGCUGGCCUAGAAGACCAUAUUUUGGGGGAGAAUAUAUCGCCUAACACAAGUAUCUCAGGGUUGGUCCCCAGUGAACUUACCCAGAGCAACACAAGUCUUGGCAGUAGCAGCAGUAGUGGAGAUGUAGGAAAACUGCAUUAUCCAACAGGUGAAGUUCCAUUUCCAAGAGGCAUGAAAGGGCAAGACUUUGAAAAAUCAGAUCAUGGUUCUUCUCAAAAUACCAGCAUGUCUAGCAUCUAUCAGAAUUGUGCAAUGGAGGUUUUGAUGUCCAGUUGUUCACAGUGUAGAGCUUGUGGAGCUUUAGUUUAUGAUGAAGAAAUUAUGGCUGGAUGGACAGCAGAUGACUCAAAUUUGAAUACAGCUUGUCCAUUCUGUAAAAGCAACUUCUUGCCUCUUCUCAAUAUAGAAUUCAAAGAUUUGAGAGGUUCUGCAAGCUUUUUCCUGAAACCAAGUACCUCUGGUGACAGUUUACAAAGUGGAAGCAUUCCAUUGGCAAAUGAAUCCUUGGAGCACAAACCUGUAUCCAGUUUAGCAGAACCUGACUUGAUCAACUUUAUGGACUUCCCAAAACAUAACCAGAUCAUAACUGAAGAAACAGGCUCUGCAGUUGAACCAAGUGAUGAAAUAAAGAGAGCCAGUGGAGAUGUCCAAACUAUGAAAAUUUCAUCUGUGCCUAAUAGUUUAUCAAAGCGAAAUGUGUCUUUGACUCGAAGUCACAGUGUUGGAGGCCCAUUGCAGAAUAUUGACUUUACCCAGCGACCGUUUCAUGGCAUCUCAACAGUUAGUCUUCCAAAUAGUCUGCAGGAAGUUGUGGAUCCUUUAGGAAAAAGACCCAAUCCUCCCCCUGUUUCUGUGCCCUACUUGAGUCCUUUAGUACUCCGUAAAGAACUUGAAUCUUUGCUAGAAAAUGAAGGUGAUCAGGUGAUUCAUACAUCUUCUUUCAUCAAUCAACAUCCAAUCAUUUUCUGGAACCUCGUUUGGUAUUUCAGACGUUUGGACCUUCCUAGUAACUUGCCAGGACUUAUCCUCACAUCUGAACAUUGUAAUGAAGGUGUACAGCUUCCUCUGUCAUCUUUGUCCCAGGAUAGCAAACUUGUGUAUAUUCAGCUGUUAUGGGAUAAUAUCAACCUUCAUCAGGAACCAAGAGAACCUCUGUAUGUCUCAUGGAGGAAUUUUAAUUCUGAAAAGAAAUCAUCUCUCCUGUCAGAGGAACAACAAGAAACAAGCACUUUAGUAGAAACCAUCAGGCAGAGUAUUCAGCACAAUAAUGUUCUUAAACCCAUCAACCUACUUUCACAGCAAAUGAAGCCAGGCAUGAAAAGACAAAGGAGUUUAUACAGAGAAAUCCUCUUCUUAUCAUUAGUGUCUCUAGGAAGAGAGAAUAUUGAUAUUGAGGCAUUUGACAAUGAAUAUGGAAUUGCAUACAAUAGUCUGUCUUCAGAGAUUCUUGAAAGGUUGCAGAAAAUUGAUGCUCCACCAAGUGCCAGUGUCGAGUGGUGCAGGAAGUGUUUUGGAGCGCCUCUCAUUUAGAUAGAGAUUCACUAGAAUUUUGACACACAUGGCUUGGGGAUUAGAUUUCAUCUGGAAACAUUCAAGAUUUUUUUUCCAAAUCGUAAGAACUGGUGAAUACGGAAUUGAAGUAACUCCUGGGGACAAUAUAUAAUGAAUUAUGAUUCAUAUUGCAUUAUCUUGAAAUAUGAAGUGCCAUUUAAAUGUCCCAGGGCUUAUUAAUAUUGAAGAUUUUCAACCCCUGAACUGCUUUUCUGCCUCUGUGGAAAACUACUUUGGGAUUCUUCAGUAUUUGUAGUAGUUUGAUAGAAAUAAUGAGGAACCAUAUUCAUUCUAGGCAUUGUUUAUAUUUGAAGUUACUGAGUUUGAGGAAUGGCAAAUUAAAUUUGCCUAACCCCCAAAACAAAUGAAAUAUCUCAAUUAUAAAAGCAACAUGGCCGGCCACGGUGGCUCAGGCCUGUAAUCCCAGCACUUUGGGAGGCUGAGCAAGGUGGGUGAAUCACUUGAGGCCAGGAGUUCGAGACCAGCCUGGCCAACAUGGUGAGACCCUGUCUCUACUAAAAAUACAAAAAUUAGCCAGGCGCACCACUGUAGUCCCAGCUACUCAGGCUGACGCAGGAGAAUCACUUGAACCGAGGCAGAGGCUACAGUGAGCGGAGAUGACGCCACUGCAACUCCAGCUUGGGUGACAGAGUGAGACCGUCUCAAAAAAAAAAAAAAAAAAAAAGCAGCAUAUUUGUGUAAGUUUGUAUAUGUGUAGGGCUGUGUAGGUAUGUAUAUAUACAGCCAUAUUCUAAGUGUAUAUUUAUUAAAAUAGAUUGCAUGUUGCAAUACAGUUUUCUGAAAGGGGUCUCAUUGACUAUUAAAUAAAUGACUACUACUAAACUUGUCUGUAGUCAUUAAUCUUAAAAUUACCUGAAAAUCUGAUGACAGCUGCCUUCCCUAACUUUAAUGUAUUAGGUUGGCACAAAAUUCAUUGUAGUUUUUGCCACUAUUAAUGGCAAAAACCGCAAUUAUUUUUGUACCAACAUAAUACACCUUUCAUAUUAUGUAUUAUCUUGCUUAAUGGGUUUUAUCUUGAUUAUCCAGUUACUUCCAUCCUCUUCCCAAUGUUAAUUUGCAGUAGUUUUAAAAUGGGAACAAAUGAAUCAAUCAUCAGAUAGUUAAAAUGAAAUUAAAUCAGCUGCCUAAUAAUUUAUGAAAUUCAUUGGAAUGUGCUUAAAAUGCUAAAGUGUAUGUCAUUGAACAUGAAAUAUUUUUUCAGGCACAUACAUUGUUGGUAUUGAUGACUUGUUAAAACCUGUGGGAUAAACUUGCACUGCACACUGGUUUUAUUCUUGUAUAUUUAGAUUUGUAUGCUUGUGAGUAAAAAUGUGCAUUUGUAAAUACUGUGUUUUUAGGUUGAAUCAAUUAAGUCUUAAAACUGUAAAUUUAUUAAGCUUGUUGCCAGUAGGUUUAAGAAAAUCAUGAUCUCACAUGCCUCACUUUGACAUUUAUCAUGCCUUUUAUUAAAAAUAUCCCUUAGGAACAGUAAGUUUGCCUUAACUCUCUGCAUGGUUUAAAAAGCCAUUGGUUUUGUGUGUUUACAGUAAUUAUGCAGAUGACUAAAUGAGUUGACACAGUAAAAUUACUUCCAUAUGGUACAGUAACAACCUAACUCCCUUCUACCUGAUGUAACCAUUUACAAAUUAUAGUUAUUGUACCAGUCUUUCAACAUUUCAGGGUUAAUCUGACCUAUGCAGAAUUCUAGUGUGAAUUUAUUGUGAAAAUGCUAAAUGAAACAAUUUGUCAGAAAUUACGUACAAUUUUCAUUACCUUCAAAAUGGAUCUUUUGCACUGAGAGUAUAUAUUUUUGCAACUCAAGACUUGGUACUAGUUUUAAUACUUAACACUUACUGACCCAACAGAAGUUUGGAAUUACCUUGCAUAUAAAAAUUGAGGUUGAAUAAAAUGAAAAAUUGUUUGUUGUUUUCUGUUACAUUAAGCCUCUUGAAAUCUGUAAUCUUUAGAAUUCCAAUAUUUUGUUUUUUUCCAUUUCUUCACUGGAGUCUUCGUAACUUGAACUAAGUUUUCACUUACUGACGCGCUUCCCAUUAAAAAAAAUCUGUAAAGAUCUCUACCUUGAAAACUUUAGUCUGCUGCUGCCAUUUAGAUAUUGGGACUGAUUUCUUGUUAUACAUUUUUAAAGGCUUUUUCCAAUACCCACCACAGAGAGGGUACCACUAAAAAUUUACAAGACAAAAACAUUAUUAUGGAAAGAUUUAGAAGUACCUGGAAUGACUUGUAGCACUGUAUGCAACUUUAAUCCUGAUAACUUCUAAAAGCAAUCUUUCAAAUUAGUCCAGAUUACUCAGCAGUACCUUAUAUUGGUUUGGGGUUUGAUAGCGAUUUUUUUUUCUUCCAACGAACGAAUUGUAUCGGUUGAUCACAACCUGCAUAGUUAACAUGUCAGAAUGACUUGCAUGUGAGUCUGGAGAACUGGGUAUGGUGGCUCACGCCUGUAGUAAUCGCAACACUUUGGGAUGCCAAGGCAGGCGAAUCACUUGAGCCCAGGAGUUCAAGAGUAGCCUGGGUAACAUAGCAAAACUCUACAAAAAGCACAAAAACUAGCCGCAGUGCACACCUGUAGUUCCCAGGCGGUCAAGGCUGCAGUGAGCCAUACCACUGCUCACCAUCCGGGGCGUAGGAGUGAAACCCUGUGUCCAGAAAAAAAAAUAUCUAAGGAAAAACAGACUGUCCUUAUUUUGUGGCUGCACUUAAUUUUCAGAAAGCAGGGCGGUUCUCAUGUUUUGUGCAUCAUAAACAAGAACUGGUUAAUACAAAACUUUGGACCAUACACUGGACUCACCUCUCUCUGCUUGUGCUAAAUUUCUCCUGGUUUUUUUUUUUUUGAGAUGGGAGUCUUGCUCUGUCGCCCAGGCUGGAGUACAACAGUGUAAUCUUGGCUCACUGAAACCUCAACCUCCCUGGUUCAAGCAGUUCUACUGCCUCAGCCUCCCGAGUAGCUGGGACUACAGGCAUGCGCUAAUUUUUGUAUUUUUAGUAGGGAUGGGGUUUCACCAUGUUGGCCAGGCUGGUCUUGAACUCCUGACCUCAGGUGAUCCACCUGCCUUGGCCUCCCCACCUGGCCAUCCCCUUUGCCUUUUAAGUUCUGCAUACUAUUAUUGCCAGCUAAGAUUCUUUUCAUGUUAUGUAGCUUUUUAACACCAUGUAAUAAGAGGAAUAGUUAAGAAUCUUAGUAGGCAUCGAGGGACUGGCACUACCGGCCUAACACCUGGGAGCUUUUUAGUAAUGUAAAAAUGUGGGUCCCCACUCCUCUAUCACUAUCUGCGCCUUAACCAGACCCCUAGGUGAUUCACAUGUACAUUUAACAUUUAGAACUCUGCUUUGUAAAGCUAUUACAGUAAUGCCAACAAAGAGCUUGCAUUACUUCAACCUUAAAGCCUAUGUGCCACCUUCUAAAGAUCCUGAUGAUAUUGUCACAAUAGGCUAGUCAGCAUAGAACUGUUAGAAAAAAGUACAUAUUUUGUGCAUUUUUCACUGAUCCUGUGCAUUUUUCACUGAUCCAAGAAUGUUUUUAGUCAUUUCCUUUUCAGUGUGUGAAACAGCCUAACAAUUCACUGGAGUUGAAAAGCUUUGUUAAAACAAAUUUGAAAUGGUUUAAAAACCAUUUAGUGGAUGGUAUCCACUAAAACUAUGCCUUAAAAGUUACCUUUUAAAAAAGACAUGUUCAUCUUCACAAGGUCAAUUUUCAUGUAUUAAAUUGUGUAUAGUGCUUUAAAGAGCUAUAUUCCUCAAAAAUAAACUAUAUAAAAAAGA